Ananas comosus (pineapple) is the source of this 3195-nucleotide messenger RNA. Its product is annotated as kinesin-like protein KIN-4A. The record is from RefSeq and is a predicted model, not a curated record. NCBI's taxonomy places the organism in Eukaryota, Viridiplantae, Streptophyta, Magnoliopsida, Poales, Bromeliaceae. The transcript has 6 exons. Bases 2620 to 3195 code for a protein of 191 amino acids. Gene Ontology annotation, molecular function: microtubule motor activity; microtubule binding; ATP binding. Gene Ontology annotation, biological process: mitotic spindle organization; microtubule-based movement.
UUCUUUUGAUAAGAUCACUACAAGUAAACAGUUGAGAUAUUUCAUAGUAUUUCGGCUAAUGUACAAGUGGAAAUCAUCAAUUAAUUUAUUCUUUAUAUUAAGUAGAACAUGAGGAUUCAUAUGAAAAAUCUCUUUAUUUUACCCAAAAUCGCUUUACAUUUUGUAUGCAGGUUCUCUCAGGGCAUGCUUGGUUCAAAAUAGAAAUUGAAAUCAAAAUAAUCAAUAUCUAAUUUGAUAGUCUUGGAUAAAAUUAAAGAAAACCUACAUGCGUUUGUUUAGAUUGUCCUAAAAAUAGAAUAAGAUGUGCAUCAUGGUCAAAUAUACCUAUCUAAUAAAUUAAUUACAAACUUUGGCCUUCCCUAUUUUUUCUUUCUCUAGCAAGAUAUAUAUGGAUGUGGAUGGAAAUUGUAUGUACUGCAUGUGUUACUUAAUCGAAAAGAAUAUAGGCCUCAUCCGAACACCUUUCGGAGUUGAAUUUUAUGAACUAACUAGGGCUAAGUAUUUUACCUAUGGUUUACUAAUUGUUUCUAGCGGAUCCUAACGGCAGGGAUAUGUUUGAAAACAUCAGGACUUUUGUAGGGACAACAUGUGAAAGUUGAACUUUGUAGGAAUAUAUUUGUAAUUCACUAUGUUUACAGGGACCUGUAUGGAAUUAACCCUAAAAUUUUUAUGGUGAUAAUUUUGCUUAAUUUUGUAUUUUUCUUGCUAAACAUUUGAAUGUAUUUUAUAGGAAUUGAGCGAUCAGAGAGUAUUGGUUUCAAUGGUGGGACAAACUUGGUUGUGCACCUAUACAUUAAUAAUGCUUCAAAUGUUGCAACUGAGGCUUGACACGUCACAAGCUAUUUCCCGCCAUCGUCGGAGCUGUAUUGGCAUAUUCAUAUUUGGGCAAUUAUAAGACCAUCUUUGUCUCUCUCAUGAUUGAGUAUUUCUAAAGCUGGCUCAUUUUUACAUGCUCAUGAGAUAAGCAAUGAUGAUAAAAAAACCAUCAGUCUAUAUUUGAUGAAACACCUUCUAAUGAAUAACCUUCUUUUCUCUUCUAAGCUGUUUGCAUUUGCCAAAACACAUGGAUAAAGACUUAGAUGGCAAGGCAAGUUGGAUGGCCAUAUGGCAACCAUUGCAGCCAUCAAUCUGUUAGACCAUUUUUUUUUCGAUAAGAUGGGAAAAAAUAAUAUCCACUUCUUGAAACUAAACUAUCUGAGCUUAUCAUUGCUUUUUACUAAUGUUUAUUUCUCGACAUAUAUUGUGCUUUGCCGAUAACUUUCAAAUAUUUGAUGGUAUCUCUAUUGUGAUUUGCUUUUUUUUUUUCAUGUCUUAUCUUUUUUGCUUUUACAGCUAUUAUACACUCCCGAGGAUUCUUUUCCGUCUGCUCAAGUAGCAUUGAUUUUGUGUGUGUGUGUGUGUGUAUGUAUAUUUAAAAUAUUGAAUAAAAACAGAGUACAACAAGGUAAAUGAAUUAAGCAGUGAGAAGAGUCCUUGAUCUUUUAAUAUGAUGCUCAAAGAUGAAUGUGAACUUUAUAAUCUUUAACUUUUUUUUCACUAUUAUCUUGAAUGCAUUUUGUUUCUUUAUAUUGUUUUCCCCCAACUUUAAAGGCUUUCAUUGGAAAGGUCUAUUCAUAAUGUUUUUUUUUAUCAAAUUUAUCACGUCUUCUUUGUCUACUCUUGACAUUACAGGAUCAGAUGGACAACAUCUCCACUAUAUUGAUUCAUUCAUAUGAUUAAUAUUUUUUUUACGUGAUUUCUGUUUCCAUUAUCAUAAAAGAAUCAAAAACAAUACACAUAGAUAAUAAUUAGAUCAGAAAGGUUGCUUGAAAGGUUGUUGGAAAGGUUGCUUUCAUAUUACAUUUUUCUUUGCAUAGCGAGGCCCACAGGCAUUUUUAUAGUAAUUAUGGGUAAGAUCAUCCCCUCAUUCCAAUUUGUUAGAAAAAAAAAUUCAUACAGUCCGGUAUUUAUUACUUCUACUGUUCACAUCUUUCUUAUUCAUUUUGGGUAAUUUAUAGUUGCUUUCAUUCCUUCCAUGUCCUUUGAGGUAAUUACCUAUAUCCUAAAUAAAAGCGGCAUCUUUACGACGCAGAAAUUGAAGCAACUUCAAAUUUGCUAGCUGAUCAAAUCUGAACCAAAAUUUUUUCCCUUAUUAUCUUGGUAUUUAUUUGCUGUUUUUUAUUAAAUACUUUUUUUUAUGUUUUAUUUGUUUAUUUGGAGUAUGAUGAAUACAUUUUUGUUGCGAUAAGAUGCUACUCUUGAGCAUCUAUAUAAACUUUGAAUCGGGGAUCCUAAGCGGUACAGCAGGCCUCUCCGCGAUCGGCGCGAGCGGGGGUGGGUGGCGAGCGGGCUUUUUGGGGGUUUCGAAAUUGGAACGGUUUCAAGCUUGCACGGCUUUCGUAUCCCCAGUACUUAAGCUUCUGAUAUCAACAGGACUGGAGUUGUUUGCACCGCCUCAGCCGCUGCUGGGUUCAAAGAGGCAAAACCCUCUCAAAACCUCAUCUCUCUCUUUAUGGCGCGCGGUGGUGGUGCAGGCGAUGGCAGUGGAGACCUAGGCGGCGGCGGCAGCCCUCGCCCUCGCGAAGAUCAGCAUCAAGUGGGACAGUUUUAAAUUAUGAACUUCUCCUAGCAAAGUCAAGAAUGGCAAUGGACGUGGGGAAGCUAACAGUACCUGGGAAAGCUCCUGUACAAAUCCGUGAGGCAUCAAAUGGGGCAAUAACACUUGCUGGGUCUACUGAAAUUAAUGUUAGUACUCAAAAAGAAAUGGCUGCAUGCUUGGAGCAAGGUUCAACAAAUCGAGCUACUGGAAGUACAAACAUGAACAACCAGUCAAGCCGUUCCCAUGCUAUCUUCACAAUCACAUUGGAGCAUAUGCGCAAACUUGAUCCAAUUAUGACUUCCGAUGGCUCCAUGAUCGAGGAUCUGAAUGAAGACUGCCUCUGUGCAAAGCUUCAUUUGGUAGAUCUUGCUGGAUCAGAACGGGCUAAGAGAAUUGGUUCAGAUGAUCUUAAGUUUAAGGAAGGUGUUCAUAUCAACAAAGGACUCUUAGCUCUAGGCAAUGUCACAAGUGCUCUUGGAGAUGAGAAGAAGAGGAAAGAAGGUGCUUAUGUCCCUUAUCGUGACAGCAAACUGACCCGGCUCUUGCAGGAUUCUCUAGGUGGAAAUAGCACCAGCGACAAGUAUGCACCUCAAUCGGUAAUGUAUUACCCUCCAUAA